This is a messenger RNA of Trichomonas vaginalis G3, 1152 nucleotides long. RefSeq lists its product as uncharacterized. NCBI's taxonomy places the organism in Eukaryota, Parabasalia, Trichomonadida, Trichomonadidae. Bases 1 to 1152 code for a protein of 383 amino acids. The record is from RefSeq and is a predicted model, not a curated record. The transcript has a single exon.
AUGCUGCCUGUGAGACGCGCCGGAAGUACAAAGAGGUUCAAUCCACUCAAAAUCCAGAAGCCUGUUCUCACUCAGUUAUCGCGUUCUAAAAUAUCCUUUUCAUCAUCAUUCCGUCUUAAAACACUUGAACCUAUAGAUUUAACUAAAGAAAAUGCGUUCGCAAACGACGAUAACCUCAUUUAUACAGUUAAAUUACUUUCAAAUUGGGGCGAUCCGCAAUACAUGUGCUGUUCUUAUAUGCAAUUUCUUUCACAUGAUCGAAGACCCUUAAAUCCUAUCAAGAUGAUGUCAGCACCAAAACUUGAAGAAGGUGUUCUACAGAAGCUCAACGGUGAUAUGGUGAAAGAGGAAGCAAAUCAGUGGAGAAUUAAUUGGCCGCCAGAUGAAGAUGACAUAAUGUCUAUUAUAUUUAUGUUCCAAAAGCAUCAAAAGCCAUGUUUUAUACGUCUUUGGAACCCUCAGACAAAUAUGGAGCAAUCAAUUAAAGAUAUUGAAAUUUAUAACGGCGAAAAUCUUGUUGCAAAAGAAGAAAUUCCAAAAGGCUUCGGUAAAGACAUUCAAAUAUCUGUAAAAGAAGAAUAUGCCAUAAAACCUUCGGAAUCAAUGCAAUAUUUACAGACACUUUUCCCACAGCUUGCACCAUCAUUAUUUCCAUGUGACUUAUUUGGACAAUAUCCGUCAUUUAAACUCAGGAAAGUAUCAUUCGAAAUCCUUAAAAACUACGGAAAUGAAAAAGUUUUUGGACUUAGUCAAAUACUAUUCCUGAAUGACAAAAAGGCAAUAAUAACUCGCGAUGAAAUUAAUAGAAUUACCGUUGAUAAUUGCUCAGAUUUUACUGAUCCUUUAGCUUUAAUUCCGACAAAUAGAGAUUUCCCUGAAAAAUGCCAAUUUGUUGCACAUUCAUCAUUCGAAAGACAUCCUAUGCUGACAUUUUACUUCGAACAAACUGUAAUUUUAUCAAAAAUCAUCGUCAAAAAUUUAGAUGUUGGUCCGAGCGGUUUCGAUUGCGAAGUUAACCAUAUGAGAGUAUUUGUAAAUGAUAGAUGCGAAUGGAUUGGAAAGGUUCAGUGUACAAGGUUGAAGGAAGGUGUGAAACCUCCUCCUUGCGUAAUCCACGUGUUACCAUCAUUUAUAGUUUCUCAUGGACAGUAA